UCUUAAUUACGACUCGCGUGGUUUUCUUAUCGCGCAGGUCAUAUAUAAUUGCAGAAACGACGAAGUCGACUUAAACGAACGACUUGUAUACGUAAUAAGUUCAAUUAUAUACAAAAGUCGAACGUAAAUCGGCUGUGAACGUGGCCGAUCGAGUGCAUUCGGAGGCAGAAAAGUGCCGAUUUUUAUAGUUAACGAUUUUUGUGCCAACAAUUCAGAAGAAUGAAGAUCGCAAUAACGUUCGGUGGCCUGAUCUGUUUCCUUUCCGUGAUAAUUACGGCUACCGCCAGAAAUGUAUAUUUGGAACGUGGCACGUAUAAUAUGUUCGAAGAUUUUCUCGAAAAAUUCAAGGAAGUAUUAAGGACCGGAAAUGACACGUUCGGAAUUCCGGUCCUCGAUCCGUUCACCGCGGACGAAUUACCGAUCGCAAUUGAUGAGGAUUUUCUAAAGUUGGACGGUCUUUUAACAAACGUCAGACUGGAGGGUCUGUCCGGAUACGAUGUCAACUCAGGUGACUUCAAGAUAGCUGGUCUGAAACUCACCAUGGAUCUUUCUUGGCCGUCCAUAGUCGCGAGUACAAAUUACUCCAUAAAUGGCAACGCCUCUAACUUUCAAAUUUACGGCCAUGGUGAAAUGAAGGCAGCCGCACGAGACUUUUCUUUCGAAGGGGAAGUUGUUUUCGGAAUAAACGGCGAAUAUCUUAAAGUGAAGAGCGUAGGUAUGAAGAUUUCCUUGAGAGAGUUUGAGUUUCACGCGACAGGUAUUUACGACGAUGACGAACUGUCCGAAUUACUAAGUGCUAUCAUUUCUGACAUGGUGCCUCAGCUGAUCCAGGAUUAUCAUGACACAAUUACGGAGAUAGCUGGUCUUCUUGUUAUAGACAAGCUCAACGAGUUUCUGUCCACUAUGACGUUAGUGGAGCUAUUGAAACUAAUAGGUCUUUAGAAUUAGUUCUUUUUUUUAUAUAGAGAUCAGUGGUCAAAUCCCACUGUCAUUCGAUCAAUCGUUUAUGUACUCGCGUUACUUGAACUUAAGCGAUCGAUUAAGCGAUGAAAUGUAUAAUAAUACAUAUUGAUAAUGUCAACGAGAAAUAGAAAUGUAUAUACCAAUUUUAUUGGGAAUUUAUAUUUCGUAAAUGAAAAUUAAAACUGCUAAUAAAUAAAGUCAAUACAAUUAUUAGGGUAA
This is a messenger RNA of Nylanderia fulva, 1182 nucleotides long. RefSeq lists its product as uncharacterized. The record is from RefSeq and is a predicted model, not a curated record. NCBI's taxonomy places the organism in Eukaryota, Metazoa, Arthropoda, Insecta, Hymenoptera, Formicidae.